AUCGCUUUGUCGCGUCGUGACCCCGGUCGAGCCAGCCAGCAGCGGCCCUUCGCCAUCACGCACCGGCCUGACGCAGCGACGUCCGCCCUGCUUGCCCGGUGCUGCUGCGUGGAUGUCUGCUGCCGUGGCAUGGUCCUUUCGGUGAGUCGGAUUCGAAAACACAUACCCAUCAACACACCGCGGCCUGCUCGGAGCAGCACAGAGGAGGCGGUGGCUGGCACGGAGGCCCACGACUUUCCGCACGGCGUCUCGACAGCGUCCAGUCCACGCCUGCUCCACACCACAGCCUCAGACCGCCACGACGACAGCGGAGCUGCUCCUUCCCCGCUCCAUCCCGUCAGACGCACGGACGACAAACUUUGAGCCGCAUCGCGUGUCCGGCCAGCGUCGAAACCUGAUGCCAAGUCCACCGCAAACACAACAUCAUGGCAGAACGAGGCCAAUUUCGCGGAGGUCGCGGUCGCGGUGAAGGGCGUGGCAGAGGUGGUGGUGAUCGCGGAGGUCGAGGUGGUGGUCACGCGCAAGGCGGCGAGCGAAAGAAGGAAAACAUCCUCGACUUGUCCAAGUAUCUUGAGAAGGGGAUUACUGUCAAAUUCAGCGGUGGUCGAGAAGUCACGGGGACAUUGAAAGGAUAUGAUCAGCUCAUGAAUCUGGUUCUCGAUGACGUGAAGGAGACGACGCGAGACGAAGAGGGCAAUACCAGCACAAGAAAUCUCGGUCUGCUUGUCGCACGUGGAACGCUUCUCGUUCUCAUCAGCCCCGUGGACGGCAGCGAAGAAAUCGCAAAUCCUUUCGUGCAAGCCGACGAAGACGAAUGAACGCACAGCAAUCAGUGAGGCCCAGGCAGGCGUCUCCCAAAAUUCUGCAAAGCAUGCAACGGGGGAAGGAACGAACUGCUGUGCAGGCACGCUUUGCAGCAGCACGACCUCGAGCAAGUGGCAAUUGCGCCAGCAAUCAACACAGUGCUGCAAACGCACACGAAGCCUAAUCGAGCCAUACUGGGCAAUUUCGGAGCCGUUAGCAAACGCUUGAGCAGCUCCAGCUCAGUUAGAUCAAGGACCGCAUCAUGGGCUCCCUGCAGAAAGACGACGAAUAGCACAAAAACAUGCAAAAUAAGACGACUCGAGCACCCCAAGCCCGGCCCGUCUGUCACGCAUC
Molecule: messenger RNA, 1158 nt
Organism: Cercospora beticola
Lineage: Eukaryota; Fungi; Ascomycota; Dothideomycetes; Mycosphaerellales; Mycosphaerellaceae
Gene: LSM7
Product: Sm-like protein LSM7
Biological process (GO): nuclear-transcribed mRNA catabolic process; mRNA splicing, via spliceosome
Cellular component (GO): Lsm1-7-Pat1 complex; U2-type prespliceosome; spliceosomal tri-snRNP complex
Molecular function (GO): RNA binding
Source: RefSeq, a predicted model, not a curated record